GCUCCUCCCUCCAGCCUCUCUAUCCCCACCCACCUCUCUAUGCUCCUCCCUCCAGCCCCUCUAUCUCCCCCAGCUCUCUAUGCUCCUCCUUCCAGCCGCUCUAUCCCCCCGCUCUCUGUUUCCCCUCUAUCCCCCUCCCCGGCUCUUUGCGCUCCUCCUUCCCUCCGGUCCCUGUGCUCGCUGCUUCUUCCUCUCUAUGAUCUGCUCGUCUAGAGCCUGUGCGCCCCUCGGGCCCGGCCCUGGCGAGCGGACUCGGGCCGUUUCCGGGGCGGGGCCCAGGCUGGCGCGGGGGUAGAAGCCGCUGGAGCAUGACAAGAAUGCACAUGAUUGGGGUUUGCACUGCUUCCCUGGGCUCACUUGGGCUUAUGCGGUUUUUUGGUGUGCCCUGGUCAUGGAGUCUGGCAGCCACACUGGGCGUUUACAUUGGCAGUGGAGGAUGGAGGUUUCUCCGUAUCAUCUUUAAGACGGCUCUGAGGGAUCUCUUUGGCCUCUCGGUGCUGAUACGAGUCAAGUAUGAGUUGCGAAAGCAUCAGCGAACCAAAAACACUAUUCCAAAGAUCUUCCACGAUGUCGUCUGCAGGCACCCUGACAAAGUGGCUCUGAUCUAUGAGGCCAGUGAUGAGAAAUGGACGUUCCGGCAGCUGGAUGAGUAUUCCAAUGCUGUAGCUAACUUCUUCUACCAGCAGGGGUUCCGUCUGGGUGAUGUCAUUGCCAUCUUCAUGGAGAGCCGUCCCGAGUUUGUGGGCCUCUGGCUUGGGAUGGCAAAAGUUGGUAUUGAGGCAGCUCUCAUUAACUUCAAUUUGCGUCUGGAUUCUUUGGUUUACUGUGUGACAACCUCAGGGGCAAAGGCUGUGAUCUUUGGAGGAGAGCUGGCUGCAGCGAUAUCGGAAGUGAAUGGGAUGCUGGGCAAGAACAUGGUGAAGUUCUGCUCUGGAGAUUUUAACCCAGACUCUGUCCCUGUGGAGACUAAAUACCUUGAUCCUCUGCUGAGUACUGCAUUGAAAUCUCCUCCAGAUCAGAUUGCAGCCAAAGGUUUAGAUGAUCGGCUCUUCUAUAUCUACACAUCUGGCACGACAGGAAUGCCAAAGGCUGCCAUUGUGGUGCACAGCAGGUACUACCGCAUAGCUGCCUUUGGGUACUAUGCCUACAGAAUGCGCCCUGAGGAUAUCCUCUACAACUGCCUGCCACUCUAUCAUUCUGCAGGUAACAUCAUGGGAGUCGGACAGUGUCUAAUCCAUGGCCUCACUGUGGUGAUUAGGAAGAAGUUCUCAGCCAGUCGCUUUUGGGAUGAUUGUACAAAAUACAAAUGCACAAUUAUUCAAUAUAUUGGGGAGAUCUGCAGGUAUCUUCUGAACCAGCCAGUACGGGAGGCAGAAGCACAACAUCACGUGCGACUUGCAGUGGGAAACGGAUUGAGACCCACAAUAUGGGAAGACUUUACAAGGCGCUUCAGAAUUAAACAGAUUGGGGAGUUCUAUGGAGCCACAGAGUGUAAUUGCAGCAUUGCUAACUUGGAUGGAAAGGUUGGAGCCUGUGGUUUCAACAGCCGGAUUUUGCCCAAUGUUUAUCCCAUUCGCUUGGUGAAGGUAAAUGAAGACACCAUGGAGCUGAUCCGCGACUCUAGUGGGCUCUGCAUCCCCUGCUGCCCAGGGGAGCCAGGCCUUCUUGUGGGUAGAAUAAACCAGCAGGACCCCUUGCGCAGGUUUGAUGGCUAUGUCAAUGAGAGUGCCACCAAUAAGAAGAUAGCAUGCAAUGUAUUCCAAAAAGGGGACCGGGCAUACCUUUCAGGAGACGUGUUAGUGAUGGAUGAACUUGGUUACAUGUACUUCAAAGACCGUAGCGGGGACACAUUUCGGUGGCGAGGGGAAAAUGUCUCCACCACAGAAGUAGAGGGAAUCCUGAGUCACAUCCUCAGUCAAACGGAUGUUGCCGUGUAUGGAGUGGAGGUACCAGGGGUUGAGGGGAAAGCUGGAAUGGCAGCAAUAGCAGAUCCAAAAGCGAAACUGAGUCCUAAUGCUUUGUAUCAGGAGCUACAGAAGGUACUGCCUCCCUAUGCACGGCCCAUCUUUCUUCGUCUCCUGCCUCAAGUUGACACCACAGGCACAUUCAAAAUCCAGAAAACCCGUUUACAAAGAGAAGGAUUUGACCCUCAUCAAACAUCAGACCGGUUAUAUUUUCUCGAUCUAAAGUUGGGAAAAUAUGUUCCAUUGGAUGAAUGCCUCUUUGAGAGGAUCUGUGCCAGAAAGGUCGCUCUGUGAUCUGGUCUGGGAUGUGUGUCUUGCAGGAAACGCUGCUGACUAGUUUAAGAAGGGACCCUGCCUGUGAAAGUGAGGGAUUCCUGCUAGAUAAAUAGUGCAAGGUCCUCGUGCAAUGCAUCGGCAACCGUGACAAAUUCAUUGGGGUUUAGAAUGUUGUCCUCACAUGUCUUAAGCACAUUAAUUUGUGACCUAUUCCUAUCCUGGGCAUAGACAUGCUAUUUCUCUACUGUUCUGUAUCUAGAGAUUUUUUUUCUCUUUGUAACCACUACAAACUGAGGAACUCUGUGCAACAUGGGAAGUGUUUAUGGUCUGAAUUAUUUAUUGUAACAUCCUGAGGAUGUAACUGAACAGAAAUGCUAUACCCUGAGCAGGUUUCCUUCUGCUUUCUCUCUCAACUUUAUGUUGCUAUCUAUAGACCUUUAGUUAGUAGCAUGUUUGCUUCAGGUAGAGACUUUGAUUGUCCCACCUUGCAUUUCUUUUUCUUAACUACACAUCUAAGAUUCGCUGUAGUGGGAAGUCUUGCUCUGAAGUGUCUAUCAUUCAUUUGCCUAAGGUAUUCUGUUUGUACAUUGGGGCCUAGCACAAUGGAGUCCUGGUCCAUGACUGGGGCUCUAAGCAUUACGAUAAUAAAUAAUAAUAGGAUUGGGAAUUAAUCAGAUUGUUGACCACUGGAGUGCAGUCUCUCUGAAUCUUCACAAACUGUGGUCUGCAGAAUAAACAGGUUGUUAAUUCACUGAAGAAAGUUGAUUGGGUAUAAAUGGCUAAAAAGCAUAAUUACGGGCACAGGUUUCACUGCCUAGGGACAUUGUUCGCUGGCAUAAUGUAUUUAAACUUGUUACUGGACUAGGCGACAAUGAGGUAAAUGGCUGGUCUUGACAGAGGAGUCGCAUGGUAAUGUUACACCUUUUAAUGCUAAUAUGAGGUCUUAGGAAAUGUUAAUUUUAAUGCUGCUGUAUUUUCUUUAAUUUUAUUUUUAUAUCUACUGGUAGUUUUAUCUUUAAAUUGUGCUGCCAUCUGCUGGAAAUGAGUGGCAAUUGUUGAACACCAAUGAAGGCCACAUGACAAGACAAAUCGGAACGUAAUAAUUUUAAUGUCUGCUCCAAUCUCCAUUAGAAUUUUAUCUUCUGUUUUAAUGUGGGCAAGUCCAUUAACAGACAUUUCCAGAUGUACUUGUUUUCCUGGUGCUUUUGCCACAAUUAGAACUAAAUGUAACUCUUAAAAUUGGAGAAUUAAAGGGAUUGACCUUCACAGGUGUGUGUGUGUCUGCUGUGCUUCCACCUGUCCUAACAAUGGAUUAUUUUCUCAUUUUAAUUGUGUAGUCCUGAGCAGCUGGUCAUUCCCUUGUUUUGGAGGCAUUUGAAUUUACCAUAUCAGAUAAUGGCAGCUACUGCUGGUGUAUCCAGCCAUGUGAUGCCUUAAGGAACUUUCAGUGGACUAGUACUUUUUAUGCAAUUUAUACUGGAAGGACCAUAUUCUGUUGCACCCUGUGCAGUUCCAGUUACAGUACUUCGAUGACACUACAUGGAGCAUAAGAAAAAAUUUCAUUCUGCCCUUUCUCUGGUGGAGUUAAUGCUUCAUCUAAAAUAUUUUUAUAAAGUUUUGCGGAUGCUUUUGAAACACAUUGUUUUAAUGUUUAAUGGACCAUUAUCAAUGGUUUAAAUACUGAUUUUUUAUUUUAUUUUAUUUUUUUAAAUCUGGAAUGUGCCUUUUAUCAGGACAGACAUUAAAGAAAGUCAUUCAUGGUAAGAAUGGACCUAGUUAACUGGAACUAUAAUAUGCUCAAAAACAAAAUGAGGGAGUCUGCAGUUUGGGAACUGAGCUCACCAGCCACAGGCUAUCACUUUAAAUAUACUAAAGUUUCUUGUAGUUUAAAGGAUGUCAUGUAUUGACUAAUUAAACUUUGAAAAACAAUUUUGUUUUAAAACUGAUCACUAUAUUGUCUAACUAUUAUUUGUUUUUACCAAACUCAGAAAUAAAAACAAACACAUUAAAACAAA
Molecule: messenger RNA, 4255 nt
Organism: Malaclemys terrapin pileata
Lineage: Eukaryota; Metazoa; Chordata; Testudines; Emydidae
Gene: SLC27A1
Product: solute carrier family 27 member 1
Exons: 13
Coding region: 309-2258 (649 amino acids)
Biological process (GO): adiponectin-activated signaling pathway; phosphatidylinositol biosynthetic process; phosphatidylethanolamine biosynthetic process
Cellular component (GO): plasma membrane; mitochondrial inner membrane
Molecular function (GO): fatty acid transmembrane transporter activity; long-chain fatty acid transmembrane transporter activity; long-chain fatty acid-CoA ligase activity
Source: RefSeq, a predicted model, not a curated record